Lolium rigidum is the source of this 550-nucleotide messenger RNA. RefSeq lists its product as uncharacterized. The transcript has a single exon. The record is from RefSeq and is a predicted model, not a curated record. Bases 10 to 501 code for a protein of 163 amino acids. Lineage: Eukaryota; Viridiplantae; Streptophyta; Magnoliopsida; Poales; Poaceae.
UCCACCCUCAUGGCCCUCUCCUUCCUCUUCUUCGCCCUCCUCUUCAUCUUCGGCUUCCUCGCCAUCCACGUCUACAUCUCCGCGCUCUGGCACCUCGCCAGCGUCGUCUCCGUGCUCGAGCCCAUCUGCGGCCUCGCCGCCAUGUCCAAGAGCAGGCAGCUCCUCAAAGGCUGCACCCGCACCGCCGCCGUGCUCGUUGUCUCCUACUUCGCCGCCUGCGGCGUGACAGCAGGUCUCUUCCAUUCCGCCGUCGUCAAGGGGCGGGGCGAGGAGGGCAGCCUCGGCCUCACCUUGCCUGUUAAGAUACUUGUCGCCGCCGUAAUGGUCUCUCUUCUCGUCAUUGUCAAUCUGCUGGGCCUCCUAGUGCAGAGCGUCUUCUACUACGCCUGCAAGGCCUACCACAACCAGGAGAUCGACAGGACCGCGCUCUACGAGCACCUCGGCGGCUACCUUGGCGAGUAUGUGCCGCUCAAGAGUAACAUCCAGAUGGAGAACCUCUGAGAUUGGCGCAUUCAUGCUGGGGAGGGUAAGCUCGCUCCUUACCAGUAGU